AUGUCCGAGGCCACGGUAGUGGUGAUUGGAGCCGGAAUAGCUGGUUUAUCUGCUGCUAAGGAAUUGAUUGAAAAUGGUAUUACUGACGUAAAGCUGUUAGAAGCGAGUGACCGAAUUGGUGGACGUAUUUUACAGUGCAAAGUGGUAAACUCAGGUUUACUGGAGAUGGGAGCUAACUGGAUCCAUGGCACCAGCAAUAAUCCGGUACAUGCUCUGGCUGCACAACACCAACUAUUCAACAAGAAACUGUCUGUGACAAGGACUCAGUCUAAUGGAAUUCAAGCUUUGACAUCGCAAGGAACUCAGAUAGAUUCAGAUAUAGUGGAAAAAAUCGAACACUUUUAUUACAGUAGUCUUGAUGAAACCAAAACAUUCCAUGAAAAAAAUAAACAUUCUGAUAAGUCAUGUGAGCACAAUCAUACAGCAAGUGUUGGUGAAUUUUUGAACAAAACUAUAAUUGAUUAUUCAAAAUCAUAUUUUUUGACAAAACAGGAAAAAUCAUUUUACGAGUGUCUUUUAAACUUGGAAUGCUGCAUAAGCGGCUGUAAUUCAAUGAAUGAUGUGGCUUUGAUUCCAUUUGGGGAAUAUGUGGAAUUACCAGGAGAGCACAGGAUAUUACCAUCUGGGUAUGAGUCACUUAUCAAAGCCAUUCAAAAAGGAAUCCCCCAGGAGAAAAUUUGGAUUAAUAUGACAGUGUCAACAAUACAUUGGGGUUUAUCAAAGAUCACGUCAAGUAAGAUUGCUGAGUCUAACUCCGGAGAUAACGUUGAGGUUCCAAACAUCCAUCAUCAUAAUUGCCCAGUAUAUGUUCAGUGUGAAGAUGGAGUAACUCUUCCAGCUGAUCAUGUCAUUGUUACAUCUUCUCUUGGAUUCCUAAAAGAGCAUGUUGAGGAAUUCCUGGAUCCUCGUCUUCCAGAUGAUAAAAUCCAGGCAAUCCGGGCACUUGGUUUUGGCACAGUUGGCAAGAUUUAUUUGCAUUAUGAUGUCCCGUGGUGGUCAAAGAGUUUCACUUGCUUCCUGGUUUGGGAUGAGGACACUGAAAUUCAACCUGGUGAUGCAGUGAAACAACAGGGUCUAUGGUACCAUAAACUGUAUAGUUUUGGUGUUGUUGUGACUAAUCCUAAUGUUGUAGUUGGAUGGUUAGCCGGACAACAAGCAGAACAUAUGGAGACACUCUCAGAGAGUGAGGGUCUAUGGUACCAUAAACUGUAUAGUUUUGGUGUUGUUGUGACUAAUCCUAAUGUUGUAGUUGGAUGGUUAGCCGGACAACAAGCAGAACAUAUGGAGACACUCUCAGAGAGUGAGGUUGGCAUCACAUGUACAGCUAUUUUAAGGAAAUUCUUUUCACGAGAUGACAUACCUGAACCACAGAAAGUCAACCAGACCUCCUGGUACAGUAAUCCUUACACAAGGGGUUCAUAUUCAUAUGUUGCUGUGGGUUCCUCAGGAGAUGAUAUUGACAUAUUAUCAAAACCGUUACCAUACUCAGAACAUAUGACAAGUAGUACACAACACCAACUUCAAGUACUAUUUGCUGGAGAAGCCACUCAUCGCACAUUUUAUUCAACUACCCAUGGUGCAUUGCUCUCAGGUCAAAGGGAGGCUGACAGGAUAUUGUCCCUUUACAAGUCACAAAUUACCUCAAAGUAGUGAAUAGUAAAAAAAUAAUUAUAUGUUAAGCUCA
This is a messenger RNA of Saccoglossus kowalevskii, 1684 nucleotides long. Its product is annotated as peroxisomal N(1)-acetyl-spermine/spermidine oxidase-like. Lineage: Eukaryota; Metazoa; Hemichordata; Enteropneusta; Harrimaniidae. The record is from RefSeq and is a predicted model, not a curated record. Gene Ontology annotation, molecular function: polyamine oxidase activity.